AUGCCAUCUCCAUCCCAAACUCCCAGAUUUCAAAUAAUAGAACACACCAUCCCCUGCCAAUCCAUUCGCGAAUACCACCGCGCAGUGAGACCAAAUACUCCUCCCUCAGCCUUGCGCCUCGCAGUCAAGCAAUAUAUCCCGCUACGCGAAGAUCCCACCCCGGGCCCCGACGACGUGACGAUAAUCGCUGGGCAUGCGAAUGGGAUACCAAAGGAGUGCUACGAGCCUCUCUUCGAAGAACUUCUUUCUUCGUCUUUUACGAAAUUCAACAUCACGGCGAUCUGGUUCGCGGACUGUGCGCACCAGGGCGCGAGUGGGGUGUUGAAUGAGCGUGUUCUCGGGGAUGACCCAAGCUGGUUCGACCACUCGCGCGACCUCCUCCUCAUGGUCAACCACUUCCGCGACCAGAUCCAGCCUCCUAUCGUGGGGAUCGCUCAUAGUUUUAGUUGUGCGCAGUUCAUCCACCUAAGCAUCUCCCACCCACGCCUCUUCCAAACGCUCAUCCUCCUCGAACCAACAGUGCAAUCCGAGCCCCCCGAGCAACCAGGCGGCCGGAAUCCCGCGCUCUGGGCGAGUACGCGCCGCGACCGCUGGGCAUCGAGACAGGAUGCAGAGGUCUAUAUUCGCGGACAUCCGUUUUGGCGGAGGUGGGAUGCGAGGUGUGUCGAUAGGUAUGUGAGGUUUGGAUUGCGGGCGGUGGAUACGGGGGGGUUGGAUGGAGAUGGGGAUGGGGAUGCCGCUGGAGCUGUAACGCUCAGGACGAACAAGGCGCAGGAGGCGUGGACGUUUCUCAGGUUUAAUGGGGCGGUUCCUUCGCCUUGUCCUUCUUGCGGACAGGUCGGUAUAGACAAGAGCACGACGGAUGCCGAUCAGCAUGUCGAUCCCAAAGCUGAGUUCCACGCCUCAGCCCCAUGGCCGGUCCUCGCGUUCGAACUCCUCCCCUACAUCCGACCCACAGUCCUCUACAUCUUUGGCUCAAAAAGCCAGACCAACAUCCCCGGGCGCCGAGCCGAGAAACUGCAACGCACGGGAGUAGGGCAUGGUGGAAGCGGGGGUGUAGCGGCCGGACCGAAUGUCGUGAGGGCGGAGGUCCUUGAGGGCGCGUCGCAUAUGGUGCCGCUGGAACGGGUCGCUGAGACGGCGGGGGUUGUGGCGGGGUGGGUGGGGGAGCAGGUGGAGGGUUUUAGGGCUGAGAGGGAGUUUUGGGACGGGUUUGAUGGUGAGGCUAAGUCAAGGGAGAGCGGGCAGGGGGGUGUGCUGGGGUUGUCGGAGAAGUGGAUCAAGGAUGUUAAAGAGCCGCUUGGGAGUGUGGCCAAGGCGAAGCUGUAG
Aspergillus calidoustus is the source of this 1329-nucleotide messenger RNA. Lineage: Eukaryota; Fungi; Ascomycota; Eurotiomycetes; Eurotiales; Aspergillaceae. The record is from the annotation of a GenBank genome assembly.